This is a messenger RNA of Kazachstania africana CBS 2517, 474 nucleotides long. RefSeq lists its product as uncharacterized. Lineage: Eukaryota; Fungi; Ascomycota; Saccharomycetes; Saccharomycetales; Saccharomycetaceae. The transcript has a single exon. Gene Ontology annotation, biological process: energy reserve metabolic process. The record is from RefSeq and is a predicted model, not a curated record. The coding region runs from base 1 to 474 and encodes 157 amino acids.
AUGGCAAAGAAGAACAAAGGUCCAAAAUACAAUACCAUCGUCACCAAAGCAGGUGAAUCAUUGAAAGUCUUUGAAGAUUUAAAUGAUUUUGAAGUUUUUUUAAAAAAUGAAACUGAAGAUAAUGAAUUUGAUAAGAUCCAUUGCCAACUAAAGUACUACCCGCCUUUCAUAUUAGCUCAAGCUCAUGAUGAUCCAGAAAAGAUUAAAGAAACUGCAAAUUGUCACUCCAAGAAAUUUGUCAGACACUUACACCACCACGUGGAAAAGCAUCUCUUAAAGGAUAUCAGAGCUGCUGUGGGUCAACCUGAUUUAAAGUUCAAAAAUAAAUCAAAAGAAGAACAAUUUGAUAAAAUUACUUGGAAUUAUAAUGAUGAAGCGGAAUGUAAUGACAGGAAGUUUAAUGUCCGCAUUCAAGUCUCCUGUAAUAAUAACAACGCAAUGGUGGAUGUUGACUACAAAACUGAUCCAUUGUAA